UGGUAAAAUUGCUGGUCCGCCCUGGCAUGUAUUCUACCUUGCCGUUAAAGCAGCCACUGAGACGCCUAGGACAAUCACUCAACGACAAUUUGCAUUAUGAUAACAAUAAAAGUAUGACGUCCAAAGCAACCGUUGACUGGUAGAUGAACAAUACUUUCCAGGAAAAAAAAAAAUUCAUGACAGUCUCUCUGUAAUCUCGAUCAACAUCUCCAAGCAGUUACUUUUCAUGCAAAACUUGAGUUCACUGCUUAAUCAAGUUAUAUGUUACUUGUUUCACUUGACAUGAUCUCGACUUCACCAGCCAUCACUGUGAAAUGGGUCAUGGAUCCGUCUUGGUUGACUUCAGAACCGACGCUCUCUGCCUCUUCUACUUCCACUGAUAACUUGAAAGGGUUCAUCCUUGCAGUUGCCUCCGGUGCCUUUAUUGGCUCCAGCUUCAUCAUUAAGAAGAUCGGCCUCCAACGAGCCGGCGCUUCUGGUGCUCGCGCUAGUACUGGUGGAUAUGGCUAUUUGCUAGAGCCACUUUGGUGGGUUGGCAUGGUUACUAUGAUUGUUGGGGAAUUUGCUAAUUUAGUGGCUUACAUUUAUGCUCCCGCUGUGCUUGUAACACCACUUGGAGCACUGAGUAUAAUUGUCAGUGCUAUUUUAGCACACUUCUUCUUGAAUGAGAAAUUGAAGAAAAUGGGUAUUCUUGGAUGCAUUUUGUGCAUAGAAGGGUCUGUACUGAUUGUGCUUCAUGCCCCUAGCGAACAGAGUCUGACUUCGGUGGAGCAGGUCUGGGAGUUGGCCACCCAACCAGCUUUUCUCUUAUAUGUGGCCUCAACAAUAGCUGUUGCAUUGGUGCUGAUCUUGUACUGUGAACCACGCUAUGGACAGACAAACAUAUUGGUUUACCUUGGCAUAUGUUCUGUAAUCGGGUCAUUAACAGUUAUGAGUAUUAAAGCCAUAGGCAUUGCAAUAGAACUCACGCUUGAGGGUUCAAAUCAAUUGGGACACUUCCAGACAUGGAUAUUUCUUAUGGUUUCAGUUACAUGUAUAAUCAUUCAGUUGAAUUAUUUGAACAAGGCUUUGGACACAUUCAACACAGCAAUCGUUUCUCCAAUCUACUAUGCUCUGUUUACAUCAUUUACUAUCCUGGCUAGUGCCAUAAUGUUCAAGGAUUGGUCUGGCCAGAGUGCUAGCAGCAUUGUUUCUGUACUUUGUGGAUUCAUCACUGUUCUUUCUGGUACUGUGGUUUUGCAUAGUCAAAGAGAACCUGACCCACUUCCUGUUGCAGAUAUAUAUUCAUCUCUAUCCCCUCAAGUAUCAUGGCUUAUCAAUGCAAAAGGUGAAACCUGGAAGCAGAAAGUCGAUGAUAACCUAUUUCCAGAUUUUGACACAAUUCUUAUACAUGAUCAUUUCAAAUAAGAUGGAUGAUUUCUUGGCAUACCCAUAUUUUUUCUUUCUUUGUAACUUGCUGAAGAGUGUAAAGCCCACAAGAAGAAAACCAGCAGGCGUUAUUGUAUUUUCUCAAUGUAGAAUUACCGAAGGCAUUUUUAGUUUCAGGAGACUGUUUGAUUCCUCAAACACCUUGAAGCUCAAUACACUGCGGGCCUUGUUUCCACGGUAAUAAUUUCUUUUAUUAUAGUCUAUGAAAUAUCAGUUUUUUGCCACACCUUUUUGUAUUAUAGAGUUCAAAACAUUUUGGCUGUAGCUUUGCAUUACAAGAGUAGAUUAUAACCAUGCUCAAUUUUUUAUUUCUUCCGAGUCAAUUUCUGCUGCAGGUCGAUCUGUGUUCUGUGUACAAAGUGAUCUAAAUCAUCACCAAUUAAGCAAAUGUAAGAAUAGUUCUGUUUCUUUGCUUCCAAUUAGAGAGGUUCUAUAGGUUUUUCUGUUUUAAAUCUCAGCUUCUUGCUACUGCUGGUGUAAUUCUUCCAGGUUGGGCAUCUUUAUGACAGGCUAUUCUGUUUAUUUUUAAAGAUAAUUCAAUUUUGAUCCAUGAUUCAAUAGCUUAUGCACA
This is a messenger RNA of Mangifera indica (mango), 1999 nucleotides long. RefSeq names its product probable magnesium transporter NIPA6. Gene Ontology annotation, cellular component: membrane. The transcript is spliced from 9 exons. The coding region runs from base 262 to 1407 and encodes 381 amino acids. NCBI's taxonomy places the organism in Eukaryota, Viridiplantae, Streptophyta, Magnoliopsida, Sapindales, Anacardiaceae. Gene Ontology annotation, molecular function: magnesium ion transmembrane transporter activity. The record is from RefSeq and is a predicted model, not a curated record. Gene Ontology annotation, biological process: magnesium ion transport.